This is a messenger RNA of Octopus sinensis (East Asian common octopus), 1928 nucleotides long. RefSeq names its product adenosylhomocysteinase. Gene Ontology annotation, cellular component: cytosol. Gene Ontology annotation, molecular function: adenosylhomocysteinase activity. The transcript has 9 exons. Lineage: Eukaryota; Metazoa; Mollusca; Cephalopoda; Octopoda; Octopodidae. Gene Ontology annotation, biological process: L-methionine cycle. The record is from RefSeq and is a predicted model, not a curated record. The coding region runs from base 131 to 1426 and encodes 431 amino acids.
CAUUCAGGUGCUUGUUCGUAGCCUAGUAUAUAAGGCUGUUCCCCGUAGUCGUCCGUCUUUUCGUUUCAUAACCGGUAACAGAUAUCUAUUGUCAUUUUGCUCGUCCUAUCUUACAUCUCAUAUCAACAGAAUGGCAAGCAAACCUCCUUACAAAGUUGCUGACAUCAAACUUGCCGAAAGUGGCCGACUGGCAAUUACUUUGGCUGAGAAAGAAAUGCCUGGGCUCAUGGAAAUGCGUAAACGUUAUGGCAGCAAUAAAAUUCUUAAGGGUGCACGUAUUGCUGGAUGUUUGCAUAUGACUGUCCAAACUGCUGUUUUAAUUGAAACUCUUACAGAGCUUGGAGCAGAGGUCCAGUGGUCUAGUUGUAAUAUUUUCUCCACUCAAGACAAUGCAGCAGCUGCUAUUGCUAAAACUGGUGUCCCUGUUUAUGCUUGGAAAGGAGAAACUGAUGAAGAAUAUAUUUGGUGUAUUGAGCAGACACUAUAUUUCAAAGAUGGUCAACCUCUGAAUUUGAUCCUUGAUGAUGGUGGUGAUCUUACUAAUUUGAUUCACACCAAAUAUCCACAAUUAUUAGAAGGGAUUAAGGGUUUGUCUGAGGAAACUACCACUGGUGUCCAUAAUUUGUACAAGAUGUUAGAGAGGAAACAACUGAAAGUUCCAGCAAUUAAUGUCAAUGAUUCUGUAACAAAGAGCAAGUUUGACAAUUUAUAUGGUUGCCGUGAAUCUCUGGUUGAUGGCAUUAAACGUGCCACAGAUAUCAUGUUAGCUGGUAAAGUAGCUGUUGUGGCUGGUUAUGGAGAUGUUGGCAAAGGCUGUGCUCAAUCACUGAGAGGUUUCGGUACCAGAGUCAUUGUCACUGAAAUUGAUCCCAUCAAUGCCUUGCAGGCUGCUAUGGAAGGAUAUGAAGUUACAACUAUGGAUGAAGCAUGUAAAAUUGGACGUAUCUUUGUAACAACUACUGGCUGUCGUGAUAUCAUUACACCAAAACACCUCAUGGAAAUGCCAGAUGAUGCUAUUGUUUGUAACAUUGGCCAUUUUGAUGUUGAAAUUGAUGUUGAUUGGUUAAAUAAGAAUGCAGUGGAAAAAGUGGUUAUCCAGCCACAGGUUGACCGCUACACUUUGAAAAAUGGCCGACAUGUGAUCAUUUUGGCUGAGGGGCGUUUGGUGAAUCUUGGUUGCGCUCAUGGUCACCCCAGUUUUGUGAUGAGCAAUUCAUUCACUAACCAAACUUUGGCACAAAUUGAACUCUGGACUAAAAAAUACUCUAUUGGAGUUCAUUUCUUACCCAAAAAACUUGAUGAAGAAGUAGCUUCUUUGCAUUUGGGUCAUCUUGGUGUGAAGUUAACAGAACUAACUGAUGCACAAGCUACAUACCUUGGAGUGGACAAGAAAGGACCCUUUAAGCCUGAUCACUACCGUUAUUGAGUUAUACCUUUUUAAUUGGUUUUGAAUUGUAUGACUAAAUUGACGUUCAAUAACAAAUUAAUCCAUUAUCAAAACACUUAUAGGGAAAGGGUAUUUUAUUUUGGUUCUAGUACAUUCUUAUUUGGUAUAAAAUAAAUCUUUAAGUAAUGGCAUUACACUUGUUUUGUGGUACUCCAGCAUUGCCAUUUGUUUCAAAUGAACUUUCCAGCUCAAUUUGUUUUUUAGUAUUUAGUUCUCAUUUUUUGAAAAAUUAACAAAAUAUACUGUUUAGAAUUAUAAGGUAUUUAAAAAAUUUUUUUUAUGGUAAUACCAAAUGGUUCAGUGGAUGCUAUAUGAUAUUUGAUGUAUUACAAUAUGGGACCCAAGCAAAACUAGAAUUUGAAUAUUUUCUGUAAGCUUCAAUAUCUCCAUCCAGGGUUGUUAGAGAAAUUUGUUAUUUCUACAAAGUGUUCAACACACUGAUGGCAUAAAAUUCUAAAUGAAUAAAUUAUUUUUUAACGUA